Ilex paraguariensis (yerba mate) is the source of this 363-nucleotide messenger RNA. Lineage: Eukaryota; Viridiplantae; Streptophyta; Magnoliopsida; Aquifoliales; Aquifoliaceae. The record is from the annotation of a GenBank genome assembly.
AUGGCUCCUGAAUGGAUUUUCAACCUCCCAAUAACCUCCAAAGUUGAUGUUUAUAGCUAUGGGAUUGUCGUGUUGGAGAUGGUAACCGGAAGGAGCCCAGCAGGUGUCCAUGCUAGAAAUGACAACAGAGGGAUGGAGCAGAGGAGGUUGAUCACUUGGGUGAAGGAGAAGAUGCAAGAAGCUGCUGGAAGUGCGUCAUGGAUUGAGGAAAUUGUUGACCCUGGAAUGGAUGGCGAAUAUGAAAUGAGCAGGAUGGAGAUUCUGGUUAAAGUUGCUUUGCAAUGUUCAGAGGAAGACAAAGAUGCAAGACCUACCAUGAGCCAGGUGGUGGAUAUGCUGCUUCAUCAAGAAAAUGAUGAUUAA